AGUCCACACAGAGCAGACGGAUCUCCAUAAACCACAAAGAGUUUUACCUCAAAACACAACAAACGGACAAGAGGAAGGAGCUGAAUAUAGAGACACGAGCUACGUUAAGCUAAAGCUAGUGGUGACACCAUGAAGGAGUUUUCUCUGUCCCUGCUGAGUCGGGGAUGUGGUCGAUUGGUGGCGUCCGACAGCAACACUGGACAACAAAAUGGACGACUGGACAUCUGCUUGACGCCACAGGAUUUCAGCAUGUGGAAGUCCAGGGAGUCUCUGGUGUUAGAAGCAGUGUCAAUGCUUCCAAAGACGUACAGCACUCGUAGAGGACCACUGCUGCUCUACUCUCAGGACUUGGUUUCGUUGGACAGCAGUCAUCAAUCGAAGGCCAGACUCAGGAAGCAUCGAGUGUUUCAUCGCUACGCUACGCAGGUGGAGCAGCAGCUGAGGACCAUGAAGGAGUUGACAGCGGCCAUUUUGAGUUUCAGCAGCAAUCAGUUGAUCUCCUCCAGGUUUCCACCUCUCCUCCCUCCUCUUCCCUUCCCUCCUCCUCAUCCCCCCCUUCGCUCCUCACAGCUGUUUCCUCGUCCAGAUGUUCGGAGGCUUCCUGCAAAGGGAAACACUCGAGUCCAAGGCACAGACUCCGGUGGAGCCAACAACAAAGAUAAAGAGGAGGAUCCUAAAGGAGCUAGGAGAGUCCCACUGGAUCUGUUCUUCCAGAUACCCAGGACCUCCAGGAGUCCAACCCCACAGAUGGAGCCUCGGUCCUGGGUACGCCGGGGAGCAGUGACCCCUGAAGAUCCAGCGAGACCAGAGAUCAACGAUCUUCAUCAACUCCUCAGAGACCAAAUAGUAGAUCCAUGGAAUAAGAAGAGCUAUGAAGGGACGAGAAGGCGGAAAACCAGCUCAGGCUGGGUCCUCCCUCCUCUGAAGGAGAGGAAUCAUGAGAACAGGGUAGGACCUAAACAGGAUUCUCCUCAAAUAAUAAGACGUAACAUGGAGCACUCCUCCUCCUCCUCCUCCUCCUCUAAAUGUCCGGUUAUUUCUGACAUGUCUCUGUUCCAGUCAAGGCCGGUGGCAUCUGAACAUCAGAUUCUGCCUCCGAUAGCUGAGACCAGGACCAGGACCAGGACCAGGACCAGGACCAGGACACCAGUCCAGACCAAGCAGGACCUCCAGCUCCAGGCCCAAACAGAUAGACCUCAGCUUCAGUCCCACGAAAACCAGGAGAACAGACCCCCCCAUCAGGCUCUGCUGAUUCCUGGGAAUCACGAUGAGAUAAGACAACAAAGAGCAGGAGGACGAGGAGGAGGACGAGGAGGACGAGGAGGAGGAGGACGGGUCUGGUCCCCCUCUGAUAAGGUCUCAGUGGUCCAGCUGCAGCCAGGAGGAGAACCUGGACCUCCUGGCCCAGGACCGAGAGCUCCAAGGAAACAGGGCUCUCUUGCCUCCUUCAAGAACCGGUUUCAGGACCUCCUGCACCUCCUGCACCGCUCCUGGACUCCUCCUGGUGGAGUGAUCAGAGGAGUCCUCCCUCUGCAGCUCAGAGACUUCCAGAACCGUAGACCUGUGGGGAGCCUCCUUCUGGGUCCUGAUGGACAAAUCAUUCAUCUGUCUCUGUUCGACGUGGACCGGGACGUGGACCGGGACCGGGACCAGGAUGUUGACCAGGAUGUGGACAUGGAAGUGGACGUGGAUGUGGACGUGGACGUGGACGUGGACCAGGACCAGGACCAGGAUGUUGACCAGGAUGUGGACGGGGACGUGGACCCGGACGUGGACCGGGGUGUGGACCAAGACCACUUGGAGGCUGAUGGAGACUCAGAGAAACUAGCUCUGCAGGUUCUGUUUGAGGAAGGAGACCAGGUCCCCUGGGUCUUUGUCCUGCAGCCACAAAACACAGAUGGAGGAGUGGAGCCAGACGUUCAGGAGUUUCUGCUGUCAGGAGUUCACUGGUCAGAUGAGACCCAGAGGAGGGAGGAGAAACCACCUACAGACACUGAGAGGAGGAUCUGGAUGGAGCAACCAGAAGGAGCAGAGGAGGAGGAGCCGGAGGAGGAGCAGGAGGAGGAGCCGGAGGAGGAGCCAGCUAGUACUGAGUCACUUAGACCCAGGUUGGUUUUCUGA
Messenger RNA from Mugil cephalus (flathead mullet), 2121 nucleotides. RefSeq lists its product as uncharacterized. The record is from RefSeq and is a predicted model, not a curated record. The transcript has 14 exons. The coding region runs from base 130 to 2121 and encodes 663 amino acids. NCBI's taxonomy places the organism in Eukaryota, Metazoa, Chordata, Actinopteri, Mugiliformes, Mugilidae.